Messenger RNA from Python bivittatus (Burmese python), 4595 nucleotides. NCBI's taxonomy places the organism in Eukaryota, Metazoa, Chordata, Lepidosauria, Squamata, Pythonidae. The record is from RefSeq and is a predicted model, not a curated record.
AAGUGGGGUAACUUUGGGCAGGGAAACGUUGCUGACCACGCCAGUAGCCCCUGAAACGAAGCACGAGACGGUUUCUGAGGAUUUUAUUCAUCUGAAUGUUUGGAACAAAAGAUUGUGCGAUGGUGCUGGGAUUUCAGUUGCGUAUUUUUGCUCAAAGCCUUGCAUAAUUACCCUAGAAGCUGUAGCUUCGUUGGAAUCCAAGAGUACCGUGUCAGUGUACAAGAAAAAGUGGGAAGGGGAUCACCUCUUCCACAUCAGUCAGAAUCGAACAGUCAGCUUGACGUUUCCAAGUAGUAUGGUUUUCAGAGACGAUUAUCUUAUCAAACGCUCCGUAAUUGUACACUGGGUGAUAUUAUAUGCCUGGAUUACUCAUAAGGAGGCAACGCUUCCCCGUGCUUCGCAAGCAGAAAGCUACUGGCAUGCAAUUGCACGGGACUACAGUUUUUUGGACCCAGUUCCACCUUUUGAACGUCCGUACAAGGAGCAUAAAGUAUGCUUGACAUGGAGCAUGGAACAUACGUGGAAACUCCAGGCGAACAGGAUACCUCGGUGUCCCCACGAGAACGAUGUAGUUGAAAUCCUCAACCUCCCAUAUGCAUCCAGUGGAGAGGCGACAGGAAUUGUGAAGAAAUUUCAGAAAUUUGAAAACCGAGAACUUGAAGCAAUCCGGGAGCAUCACAUUCAUUAUCCAUCCUUUACUCUGUUGGUCUGGCUUUAUUUACUGCGUUACUGUGAGAGAUCGUUGUGCGGCAUACUGUAUUUCAUUGAUUCGGGAGAAAUGUAUGGCACCCCUGCUGUAUUUCUAACUAAUGAAGGUUAUCUUCACAUCCAAGGGCACCUUGUCAAAGGAGGAGACAUUGCAGUGAAGACCACCUUCCGCCUUCCUCUGAAGCAGUGGUUUCGACUUGAUCUCUCCCUUAAUGGAAAAGAGAUAGACAUAACCACUGUUGGGAAGAAUAUGAAUAACUAUCAACAUCAAACUUUUAAUAUUCAGGAAGAUUUCUAUUUUGAUGACACUGAUGGGUAUUUGGUUUUUGGUGGCAGUGGAUACAUACCAGGAAUCAAAGGAUACUUUGGAUCAGUGAAAUACUACCGUCUUAACAACUUAGAGACCAAAAGGUUUUCUAACCCAUUCUCCAACAAAGAAAUUUCAGAAAGAAUUGAGCUGUACUAUCAGAGGUGUGCUGAUAUCCAGAGGGGAGUAUCCCAGUAUGGAUUCUCACUGAAAUAUUUUGAAGAAAAUCAACAAUGCCUUCUUGACAACUAUUAUUUGGAACUGAGCAAGAAAUAUGGAAGCACUCUGAAGUGUGCUGCUUUUGACUGGGGGAAAGAACUAAGAGAAAAAUAUCACAGCAUGGAGGACACAAGUCUACAUUUUCCAGAAGUAUCUGAACACAAGAAGGAUAUAGCAUUCAAAAUUGGACGCAGGUUAUUUGAAGCAGCUGCUCAAAACUUAUCAAGAGUGGAUGGUUUGCUUUAUAUCAAUUCUUCCAUCUUGGCCCUGAUGGAUUCCAGCUGUUGUGGAUAUUCUAGAGCUUCUUAUGCUCUUGGUGUCAUCUUCGAAAUCGGACUAGGCAUAUCUCCACGCCCAGUUCAGGGAUUGCUCUACAGUUUGGUUGCAGCUCAACAAGGUGACCGGCUGGCUUUGAUGAACCUUGGCUAUAAGCACUACCAAGGCAUUAAUAAUUAUCCACAGGAUCUUGAGGUCUCAUAUGCUUACUAUAGCGAUGUGGCUCUAAAGACAUCACGUGAUCAACAUACUGGAGAAGGAGAUCAGGCAUUUGUUGAAGUAAUCAGGCUUCAGAAUGAUGAGUUAUUAAAAGCACAGACCAAAGAAAAUGGGGAUCUUUUCAUGUGGUUGAAACAUGAAGCAGUAAGAGGAAAUUCAGCUGCACAGCAACGUCUAGGACAGAUGCUUUUCUGGGGCCAACAAGGAGUGGAAAAAAAUGUAAAGGCAGCUGUAGAAUGGUAUGCAAAAGGCGCUUUGGAAAAUGAAGAUCCAGUCUCUUUAUUUGAUUAUUCAAUUGUGUUAUUCAAGGGCCAAGGGGUGAAAAGAAACAGACGUCUUGCUCUACAGCUGAUGAAAAAAGCCGCUUCAAAGGGACUCCCCCAGGCAGUGAAUGGCCUUGGCUGGUAUUAUCAUAACUUUAAAAGAGAUUAUGCAAAAGCAGCCAAAUAUUGGCUGAAAGCUGAAGCCAUGGAUAAUCCAGAAGCCUCCUUCAAUCUUGGUAUUCUGCAUUUAGAUGGAGUGUAUCCAGGAAUUACUGGUAGAAAUCAGACGACUGCUGCUGGCUAUUUCUAUAAAGCAGCAGAAAAGGGUCAUAUGGAAGGGACCUUGCGUUGCUCUCAGUUUUACAUUACAGGAAAUCUACAAAGCUUUCCCAGGGAUCCAGAAAAAGCAGUCAUCUGGGCAAAAUACGUGGCAGAAAAGAACGGCUAUUUAGGCCAUGUCAUCCAAAAAGCACUCAAUGCAUAUCUGGAAUUGUCUUGGAAUGAAGCUCUACUGUAUUACAUUCUCUCUGCAGAGGCAGGAAUAGAGGUAUCACAAACAAAUCUAGCACAUCUCUGUGAAGAGAAACCGAACUUGAUAAAAAGAUACUUCACUACUGACUGUGUUUGGAAGUACUAUAAUUUCUCCGUUUCUCAAAGCAACGCUCCCUCAUUUGCUUACUUGAAAGUAGGAGAUUUUUACUAUUAUGGCUAUCAGAACCAGUCCAGAAACUUGGAUAUGUCAGCACGUAUGUAUGCACAAGCUGCAUUGAAUGGAGAUGCGCAGGGAUUCUUUAAUUUGGCUCUUCUUCUGGAAGAAGGUUAUUCUAUCCCAGGUCAUAUUUUAGAUCAUUUAGAAAUUGACAGCACUAUCCACUCCAAAAAUAUGUCCCUUCGUCAAGAGCUUUAUGAAAGGUGCUGGAAUUACAGCAACCAAGAAUCGGUUAGUCCGUGCACGUUAGCUUUGCUUUAUCUACGCCUGAGGAUUUUGUCGAACAACAUUUUGCAGUCUGAUCUGAUUUACUACUUGGGCUCCUUAUUUGCCUAUUUGUUGCUUGGUUUUGUCAUUCAGCAUUUCUGGUCUCCAUCAGCAGUUACUCAUCCAGAUAUUUCAUCAGUUCCUGAAGGGGGAUCUUUUCCUAGAGAUGAAGACUCUAAUCAGACCAGAUCAACAGGACAUGAAGUGCCUACUGACACAAAUCAUUUGGAGCAGAAUCACUUCAAUCCCCAACAUUCCUGUUCAAGGAGUUGAAACAUGUGGAAGAGUUGCCUUCAGAAGAAAACGUCUUCCUUUUUGAAGCAAUAGUAAAAUGGCCCCUUUCUCUUUGGAUUUACUUUGUCUCUGACAGCCAGUCUUCCUGAUGAGAAAGCAGGCCCUACAACAAGCCAGCAUUCUUCAAAAUCUAGAGCAAGUGAGGUGAUUGUAAUGAAUAGGAAGAUCAUUUCUGUGAAGCAUUUUGAGCAUUCUCUAAAUUACUACACAUCAACUCCAUGUUAUUAUUAAGAAGAACACGCUGCUAUGAGUGCAACCACUUUUGAAUGAGAAUUAAACUGUCCUUCUUAGUCCCUGUUUAUUUAGGUGCACAAGGAGUUCAUUAUUUAUAUCUGUUUUCAAAUAAAUACCCCUAUUUGUUUUGUAUAAUUGUUAAUAAGAAGAAAACCCCCAUGUUUUUAUAUUAGCUACUUCAUUUAUAUAUUUGAUUCACUGUCAUCAUUUUGCCUUUAAUUCCAGAUCAUCCGAUCAGAGCCAGUUAUCGCAUUGUUCAGGGAAAUACAGUACUCUUAUUCUGAUUAUUGUCUUGUUUGGGAAUAGAACAAAUGUGGAGGGAGGAGCAGAUGUUGAUUUUCUGGAGUGGGGAAAGGGAACAGCAAUGAAUCUGGGCCAGUCCUGCAGUUAAUGAGCAUCUAUUCCUAUAACAUGAACAGGUCAUUCCCUUUAAAUUAAUUGGGGGACUAAGGAGCCUGAAGUCUGGCCUGGAAAAUUUCAACUUUGUUGGGAACAAUCAGAGGAGAGAGUAUUGAUUAAUGGCUAAGAGGUGUCAGACUACAUUGUGAUCAAGCUAGUCAUAUUUUGGUUGAUUUGUAAUGGAAUAUUCUAUAUUCACUUCAGAAUAAUUGUUUGGGCCUUAAAAGCCUUAAGCAGCUUGUCACCUGGCUAUUUUCAGGACCACCUUCUUCUGUAUAUUCCUCCUUGCUUAAAUUCUCAGCAUUGCUCCGGAUAUCAGACCUGCGGAGUUAAGAAGUUUUAAUACCAGGCUUUUUUUAUGGUCAAUCCCAAUUUUGAGGACUGGAAAUGAUAAAAAGAUCCCAACAUUUUAUUUUUCUAGAGCUUGAUUAAAACAUGGUUGUUCAGAAACAUGUUUGGCUGACUAUUAUUUGAAUACAGUUCCUGUGGCUGCUUUAUUACUCACUGCUGAUAACUUGCUGGUCUUAUAUUAUUAUAUGACUGUGUUUUGUAAGUCACCUUGAGCUAGCUGAGCAGGAAAGAUUAAAAGGAAUACGUCUAUAAGAAAACCAAGAGAUAUGACUUAAUGAUGGUAUUCAUUUAGAGUAAACUAGAAAGGGGUGGAUAAUCUUGAACCUACCAAGAAUUAAUAAAUUAUUAU